AUGGAGAACAAGGUGUCCCAGCGGCGCCGGAUCUCCCAAUUGCCGGCGCAGGCACAGCAUAGCCGUUGGACUCGGGCACGGUUGUGGCUGCUACCUGUUGUGCGCCACAAGUACUUUAACCUGCUCGCCGCCAUUCUGAUCCUGUCCAACGCUCUGUUCAUGGGCGUGGAGACGUCCUGGAUCACUUGCUCCGGUGAUGUUGAAGGGAUCGGAUGGUAUGUUGCCAAUGUUUGUUUCACCCAGCUUUUCCUUGUGGAGCUGCUUCUUCGAUGGUUUGUAGAAGGCCUUCCGUUCUGGUGCGAUCCGUGGAACAUAUUUGAUGCGCUCUUAGUGCUCUUCUCGCUCUUUGAUGAUUUCGUUCUGGCCUUCUUGCUGUCGGACACGUCCCAGUCGCAAAAUCUGAAAGUGGUCUUUAGAAUCGCCCGGAUGAUACGGUUUGUGCGGGUCCUGCGACUCCUCAGACUGUUCAAGGGCCUCUGGUACCUUGUGGAGGGCAUUGUGGCAUCGCUGAGUUCACUUGCUUGGGCCUGGCUACUCCUCAUCGUCAUGAUGUACCUCCCGGCCAUCUUCGUCACGCAGACAUUUGGGAAAGAUGUCAAUGCUGAUGCGAAAACUCUAGAGUACUUUGGCUCUCUUCCGCAGAGCAUGUACACGCUCUUCAAGGUUAUGACAAUGGAGACGUGGGCUACAAUCGCCCGGCAUACAGCAUCCCGAUAUCCGGGUGCUGAGAUCUUCUUUGUGCUCUACAUCUUCUGCACUAGUCUUGCCGUCAUGAAUGUUGUGGUUGCGGUGAUUGUACAGAACACCUGUGUCCACGCAAAAGAGCGGCAGGAGGAUAUGCGGUCAGUUCAGGAAAAGAAGGAUGCCAGCGCCAUGCUCAAGAUUCUCGAGGUCUUCCAGACUGCGGACAGGCAGAACACUGGCCAGAUCACAAAGAAGGAGUUCCUGGAAGCCAUGGAAAUUCCUUCUGUCAUGCAGUUGAUGCACGAGGUGCAAAUCGACGUGCGACAGGUGGAGACCUUGUUUGACGUGCUGGACUACAACAGCUCAGGCACCCUGGACUCGGAGGAGUUUGUGGAGGGCAUCAUGCUGGCGCGGGGCGAGGCGAGAAGCCGCGAGGUGAUUGCUGCCCAGUGCGACCUUUGGAAGGAUGAGCAUGAUACCAUCAAGACGCUAGAGCAGCUCGAAGACGAGAUUGGCGAAGCGUUCGAUGGUAUGAACAAGCUCAUCGAGACUUUUCAUGCAGACUUGCUACUGGCACGCGGUGAAAGUUUGCAAAGUUUGCACGAGUCGGAUCACGUCGUCACUGGUAGCGAUCAUUAG
Symbiodinium pilosum is the source of this 1323-nucleotide messenger RNA. The record is from the annotation of a GenBank genome assembly. Lineage: Eukaryota; Dinophyceae; Suessiales; Symbiodiniaceae.